This is a messenger RNA of Antrostomus carolinensis (chuck-will's-widow), 748 nucleotides long. RefSeq names its product zinc finger protein 692-like. The transcript is spliced from 4 exons. The annotation marks the transcript as partial. The record is from RefSeq and is a predicted model, not a curated record. Lineage: Eukaryota; Metazoa; Chordata; Aves; Caprimulgiformes; Caprimulgidae.
GUGAACCAGAGCUCAACCUUCUCCACGCUGAUGCUCUACAGCGCCUGGUUGUCCUGUCCCAUGGUCAUGGCCAAGAGUGUGGUUUCAUCCCUGAUGUGAAACCACCACUUCCAGGGAACACAUCCCAGCUGGUGUGGGAGUGUGUAGCUGGACACAGCUUCUCCUGGGGUGUCCCUGGGACAACUGGGGACUGUACCCCCACAACUGACCAUCAUGGUGAGGAACAAGGAGAAGGUUUAGGGUGUAGCUCCUCACCGGUGACCGGUCGCCGACGCUCACUCCGACAAGCAGGGUUGGCUGCUGAGUCCACCUCCAGGAAGGAUGAAGCUCAUCCAGAAGAAGCAGCUCGGUCACCCAUGGGUGAUGGUGACCAGCAAGAAGAUCCAAGAGCUGGUAGUGAUGAUGGUGAUGAUGGCAACGUAGCUCCUCAAGUGUCAACAGAGACAGGGACCACGGCAAAAGAUCACGAGAGCCCAUCCACCUUGGAGGAGAAAGCAGAGCAAGAGGUUGAGCCCCAAGAAGAAGAGGAAGAAGAGGAGGAUGAAGACUUUGCCGAGGAUGAUGACCUCACGUACACCGAUGAUCUGCGUGAUGAGAACUACCACCCAUCUCUGGACAGCGACUCUGAGCCACAGCGACGACAAAACCAGACCAAAGCUCGUAAGAAACCCGUAAAGGAGGAGCAGCCCCAACAUGAGUUGAACCUCCCCAGCUCCAGCCCAUCGGAGGAGAAGACUGGACGAGUCAG